GAUUGUGACAUACUACCUGGCCUCUCGGAUACCAAAACAUCGAACAUAGACUAGCCAUGACAUCUCCACUCGCCCAAGCUAAUUCGAUCGCCGCCUCGGACCCAUCACAGGCCGAACAGCUCUACAAGCAGAUCCUGAAGGACAAGGCCGCCAACGAUGAACAGCUGCGUGAACAGGAGACGGCUCUGCUCAAGCUCGGAGGGUUGUACAAGGCAGCAGGCAACUCGGAUGCCCUGGCUCAGUUGGUGACAGACUCGAGAGAUUUCAUGGGGAGCAUCGCCAAAGCCAAGACGGCUCGACUUAUUCGAACCCUGAUCGACUCGUUCCCCGCGACUGAAGAGGGAAGGAGCAAGCAGAUGACCGUCCUGCAGGACAAUAUCUCGUGGGCGACCAAGGAGAACCGGGUCUUUCUCCGUCAAAGCCUCGAAGUCAAGCUCGUCGGAUUGCAGUUGGAGACGAAAUCAUACCGACCGGCGUUACAACUGAUCGAAUCCCUCUUGAAGGAACUGAGAAAACUGGACGACAAGAUGAUCCUCACCGAAGUCCACCUGCUCGAGUCCCGAGUGAACCACGCGACCAAGAACAUGCCGAAAGCCAAGUCAGCCUUGACCUCGGCGAGGACAGCGGCGGCUUCGAUUUAUUGUCCACCUCUCUUACAAGCUCAAUUGGAUUCACAGUCCGGAACGCUCCAUACCGAAGACCGGGAUUACAAGACUGGAUACUCGUACUUUUUCGAGACCUUCGAAGGGUUUGCGGGACAGGAUGAUGAUCGGGCUCUGCCCGCGCUCAAGUACAUGUGUCUGUGCAAGAUCAUGAUGAAUCUCCCGGAUGACCUCGCACCGAUCUUUACGAUGAAGCUGGCGCAAAAGUACGAGAGCAAGAAGGAUUUGAAGGCGAUGCAGGCGGUUGCCAAGGCGCUCAAGGAUAGGAGCCUUGAAGCCUUUGAAAAGAACCUGAAAGAUUACACGAGCGAAUUGCAACACGACCAGCUUAUCCGGACUCAUCUGGCUCACCUAUACGACACGCUCCUUGAGCAGAACUUGGUCAGGGUGUUGGAACCGUAUUCGGUCGUCGAUCUCGCCCAUGUAGCACAGGAAGUCGGUCAGCCGGUGACGAGCGUUGAAUCCAAGUUGAGUCAGAUGAUCCUGGACAAGGUGUUCCACGGAGUGCUCGAUCAGGAGAAGGGAAGACUGGUCGUCUACGACGAGCCUGUGGAAGACACGACAUAUGCAACGACGCUAGAGACGAUCAGGGAAGUCGGGACUGUCGUCCAGGGUUUGUACGACAAGGUAAAUCCUCCUUGAUGGCCGGUGAACGCUUACCUCAUCAAGCUAAUCUCGGCCAAUGAUUGUGUAGGCCACUCGAUUGACCUGAGUGUAACAGUAGCAUUGCAAUGUAGAUGAAACGGGCGACGUGGUUGUUUGUGUCUUGUGCACCGCCCUUUACGACUAUCGAUGAUAUGAAUCAAUUCGGAAAA
Molecule: messenger RNA, 1477 nt
Organism: Filobasidium floriforme
Lineage: Eukaryota; Fungi; Basidiomycota; Tremellomycetes; Filobasidiales; Filobasidiaceae
Product: PCI domain-containing protein
Exons: 11
Coding region: 57-1304 (415 amino acids)
Biological process (GO): ubiquitin-dependent protein catabolic process
Cellular component (GO): proteasome regulatory particle, lid subcomplex
Molecular function (GO): structural molecule activity
Source: RefSeq, a predicted model, not a curated record